Messenger RNA from Dendroctonus ponderosae (mountain pine beetle), 2099 nucleotides. Its product is annotated as xylulose kinase. The record is from RefSeq and is a predicted model, not a curated record. Gene Ontology annotation, biological process: D-xylose metabolic process; xylulose metabolic process. Gene Ontology annotation, cellular component: cytosol. Gene Ontology annotation, molecular function: D-xylulokinase activity. The transcript has 10 exons. NCBI's taxonomy places the organism in Eukaryota, Metazoa, Arthropoda, Insecta, Coleoptera, Curculionidae. Bases 234 to 1844 code for a protein of 536 amino acids.
CCCCCGUUCAAAAAAUGAAGUGAAAUCUACCGCUUCAUGUUUCUCCAUAGCGGAUUAGUCAGCGAGUAGGACGCGUUUAGUUAUUGUACUGUUUUCUUACAAAUACGGUGUGUUUUAAAGCACAUCGAGGUGGCCUGCAAUCGGCAGCUUUUAUUCUAUCGAUUCAACCUAUUGGUUGUUCAGCGUUAAAAAUAGCAGCUAUUUGCUCCAACUAGUGGCUGAUUGGUCCGAUCAUGACAGAAAACAGGCAGUAUUUGGGCCUGGACUUAAGCACGCAACAGCUGAAAGCCGGCAUUGUCAAUGAAAAUCUGGAAACUGUGCUGCAGGUUUCCGUUGUGUUCGACACAGAUUUACCAGAAUUUCGCACCCAAGGCGGUGCCAUGAUCGACAAAUAUGAUCCUCAUUGCAUUACAGCUCCAGUUCUAAUGUGGGUGAAAGCUUUCGACAUUCUAAUGGACCGAUUAGUAGUGGCGGGAGCUGAUCUUGCUCAAAUAGCCGCUGUGAGUGGAACAGCACAGCAACAUGGCUCGGUGUAUUGGCAAAAAGGCGCAAAUGACACUCUGAAAACCUUAGAUCCAAGCCAGUUUUUGCACGAGCAAUUAUCGCACAGUUUCUCCAUAACAAACAGCCCUAUUUGGAAAGACUCCAGCACCACGAAACAAUGCAAAGAGCUGGAACAGGCCGUUGGCGGACCCGAGGAACUGGCCAAAAUCACUGGAUCCAGGGCGUAUGAACGAUUCACUGGACCGCAGAUUGCAAAAAUUUUCCAAAUGAGACCAGAAGCGUAUAAAAGCACAGAGAGAAUCUCGCUCAUCAGUAGUUUCGUCUGCAGUCUAUUGCUGGGCGAAAUAGCGCCCAAUGAUAUCUCAGAUGGAUCAGGCAUGCAUCUGUUGGACAUCAGAACGAAAACUUGGCACCAGCCGCUGCUGGAUGCUUGCGCAGCAAACUUGCGAGAAAAACUCGGCGAACCUGUUGCAUCCAACACGAAUUUGGGGCCGAUUUCCCGGUACUUUGUGGAACGUUAUCACUUUUCGCCUGAUUGCCGAGUGGUGGCCUGCACAGGGGAUAACCCCGCUUCUUUAAUAGGGAUGAGGCUGCGCGAGGAUUGUUUGGCAGUGAGUCUUGGAACCAGCGAUACCGCUUUCUUGUGGCUGAUGGAACCCAAGUUGGUGUUGGACGGGCACGUGCUUUGCAACCCGGUGGAUCGCGAGGCUUUCUUGGGGCUGCUCUGCUUCAAAAACGGGUCUCUUACCAGGGAGAGGAUACGGAACAGUUGCGCCGAUAAAUCCUGGGAUAUUUUCAAUCAAUUGCUGGAGAGCACGCCCAGGGGCAAUUUUGGGAAUAUGGGAUUAUAUUACGAUGUCCACGAAAUCCUGCCGUUCCUCAAAGGGGACUUCAGAUUCAAUAAAAGCCAAAGAGUGCAGAAAUUCACCAGCUUGGAGGUGGAGGUGCGGGCUUGCAUCGAAGGCCAAUUCAUAGCUAUGCGGUCGUAUGCUGAAGACUUUGGAUUUCAUAUUGGAAAUGGGGCGAAAAUACUAGCGACAGGAGGCGCAUCUCACAACAGGUCAAUUUUACAGGUUUUAGCAGAUGUUUUCAACUCCCCCGUCUAUGUACAGGAAGCAGCUAACUCGGCCAUGUUAGGAUCGGCCUAUCAAGCAAAAACCGGACUAUUGGGAAAGGAUUACCGCGAUAUCAUUGCAGUGCUGCCAGAACCUCAAAAGGUGUGCGACCCAUACCUGGAUGCUGAAGAAAUAUACGCACCGAUGGUGCGACGGUACCGACAAAUCGUCAAAGAACUGUUACAGGAGCAGAAGGUACGUCCCAUCUUUGACCAGGAAAAUUAAACAAUUUACUUACGUGGAUGUUCCUGUUAACCAUGACUCAUUCCAUAGCCAAGGAAAUAGUGAUAUCUAAGUACUUUACUCGUGUAAAGUACGGAUUUGUAUUUACGUAGAUUGUUGUCCCAGGUGAUACUAUUCAAAGAAACUAGGUAAAGCGUGUUGUCAAUGUAUUGUAUGUUCGAAUUAAAUCCUCUACUUGAAUGUUACCCUUCAAAUAAAAACGCUGAAGAACUUGCUUCAACAUGCAUAUACGUUAAA